Molecule: messenger RNA, 2943 nt
Organism: Durusdinium trenchii
Lineage: Eukaryota; Dinophyceae; Suessiales; Symbiodiniaceae
Source: the annotation of a GenBank genome assembly
UUGCUCCGUUUGUUUCCGAGGAAUCCACUGAAUCCACCGAUUCACCUCUUUUUUUGCCCAAGAUGCCAUGGCCAACACGCCGGAACUCGAAUCGGUGUUGAGCCGAAGGCGAGAAGAAGUUGAAGCGAGAGGUGCCUUUUACACCAAGGAUCGGUGUGGGCGUGCUGAUGCGGUUUGGUAUGAGCGCACCGAAGGGCAGUUCAGCCCUCGCCACUCGGACAGACCCGUCUCCCGCUUGGCAAGUGCAUCACCUUUCCCUGAGCGAGACGAGCCAGCGGAGGCACCGCGACAGCGCCCCCACUUGGUACGGAGGCGAUCCGCACCCAAGCAACAUCCUGAACCCGAUCGCGUGAGGCGGAGCUUUCCCAGGCGUGUGUCCACCGGCACCGCUCUGAAGGCACCGGUGCGUCCCAUGAAUUCACGCAACACAUCGCCAAUGGCAUCUUCUGCACGAUCCCUGGCGACACCCGAGCGCACACGAGCUGCGGCGAGUGAGGAGGGGUCACAUGCAGCAACUGCGACGACUGGGCACACCAGAUGCAGCGUUGACGCAGACUUGAAGGAUGUGAAGGAUGUGAAGUCGCCUGCGGCAAAACGCUCAGAGAGCAGCUCCUCAGCAGGAAACCGGCGGCAAAUGACAUCAAGUCAAGAGGCCAGUACAAUCAGCUGUGAAGCAAUACCUCCUCCGCCCGCGCCAAAGAGUGUAAGCCAAAGAGCGCCAGUGGAUCAGAAAGGGGAGAAUGCUGAUUCACGAGUGGGUCCACAAGGAAAGAAUGGCCCUUCUGCAUCUGCCUUGCCGCAAUUGUCGCGCCCACCAAAAGCAGGUGCAGGUGGACUUCCGAAGGUGCCGAGAGUGGUCGCGGAGCCAGGUGCUGCUGUUCAGACAAACAAAGCAGCAGAUGAGUCUCCUUGCGAUGCAGGUGGCUGCUCGGAAGCUGUGCAAGAUCCAGGAGGCUUGCAAGAUGGGAGCUCGAAAGGCGACCAACCUGAGGAUGCCCAAGUCGAAAGUUCUCAUCAGGAACCAGGUACUAUGCGCGAAAGCAAGCGCCAUGUGCGGCUUUCCACUGUUGAGAGCUCUGAGGAGGGCCCAGGCUUCUCGAAGCCUGUCCCAGCGCUCGAAUCGCCACAGGACGAGCGAUCUCGAAGUACUGCGUGCGGAAGCAAGCGCCAUGUACGGCUUGCUACUGCCGAGAGUUCUGAGGAGGGCCCAGGCGAGAAGCCUCAAAAAAAAGCGCAAGAAGACAGUUCUCCAGAAGAAGCAGGUGAGCCGAUUGAUUCGCCCUUCCGCUCCGUGGCCACCGGUGUCAGCAGUUGGCGCCAGCUGAGCCUUGGCUCCUUGUCCUCACAAGGUUUGCCCACCAUCUUGACGCACAUCUCUGAGAGCAAGAAAGGUAUGUGGGUGGAUGAGGAGGAGGAGGAGCCUUUGCCUUCGCCCAAGGCAGAACCGGAGCCAGCGCCAAGUCCGAACUGCGAGGCAGCAUGGCAAGGCGGAGCUGGUGGACAGAGCGGACUUCCUGCACCGCUGGUGAUCUCUAUUCCGCCAGGUCAUGGUGAUGCCAAGGACAACGAACCGCCCAAGCUGGACGAGCGGGACUACCGCAUGCUUUGGGAAGCUGUUGUGCAGGGCCACGUGUCUGUGUUGCAGCAGUUCAUGGCGCGAGGGCUUCUCCAAAGUGGCUGCCUUUGCGACAUGAAUGGCCACAGCAUCUUUUGGAAUGCCUUGGCAUACCAACAACAGCAGGUGGCCAUGUUCUUGCUGCAGCACUUUCCACCAGGAACUCCCGAGGGCAUUGACCUGAUGGAGAUCCAUGCUCGGCGCAAAGAUACACUGCUCCACCUUUGUGUGUACUUCGAGGACUUCUCAGGACCUGCUGCUGAGCUUUUCAAGUCACUUUUCUUAGGCAUGGGUCAAAUGCAUGCAAAUCCAUUGCAGGCUUGGAGCAGAGCCAAUGCUGACUCGGAGACCUUCUUGCAUUGUGCAGCAGCCAGAAGAAACUUCUGGGUGAUGCGCUUUGUUGCGUCGCAUGCUUGGGAGUUGCUUUUUCAGCAAAGCGUGAGAGCCAAUGCUAUCCAGGUCUUGCUUGAGAAGCUGGAAGAGGUUGGAGUGGUUCGUCCAGCGGCCGCUGCUCCUGAUGUUGAGGUACCGCAAACAUGGAUGAACUUUGCGCAGUAUUUGCCGCAUCGCGCAGAAAGAGGAUCGGCCUUUGCAGAUGUCGAGCUCGAGGUGCAGGAGUCGUCGACUUGCUAUCGGAGCAUCGCUGCGCAUCGCUGCGUGCUCGGAGCUGCCUCAGGCAUAUUCCAUCAACAACUCCUCGAAUGCCCUUCAGGAAGGUCCAUUCUCAUAAGCCCACUUAGCUGCCGAAGCUGGAAGGUUCUGGACACUGCUUUGACCUUCAUUUACUCCUCGCGAAUCUCUUGUGAUUUCAGUGAGGAUGGCUUCUUGCUUUGGCAGUUGCUGUGCCUUUGCAGCAGCUACCAACUCCCAGAGCCGCUCUGGAGGUACGCCAGAUCAGCACUUCUUCGGGUGCUCGUGGAUUCAACGUUUGCUGUGGUGACCCCAUUGCUUUUGGAGGCCCGAGAUGAGGUUGGUUUGUCAGAUCUUGAGGCCUGCUUCGCGGCGCACACGUUUCUGCAAAGUCCAGAGGUGGCACUGCGCAGUUGCGAGCAGCCUCAGGCUCUUCUGACAGCAUUGGGUGAGAUCGAGCGCCAAGCCAUGUCAAUGGCGACGAAAGAGGAUGUGCCGCUCACAAGUGGUGGCCCUCCAUGUACGUGAAGUGACGACCACGACCACGAAGUGGAACGUGUCCAGCCAGGUUAGCUCCAGUGAGGCAGAUGGGGGCUCUCCGGAGACUUUAAGCAUUUUUAAGCAAUCCUAGAUGCAACCAUGUCCACUCAAGAACGUUUUAGAUGUUUAUAGAUUCGAUGUUGUGAUUUGAGGUAGAA